AAAGAGGAGAAGGACAACGCAGGGAGGGAAGGAGAGAGGUGGCGGAGCUCCGCCAAGCCAGUCUGCCCCCCACCCUCGGAACGAGGGGUUCCCCCGAAGAGGCUCGGAUCAGGCUCUCUUCUCCCCAGCCCCCCAGGAUGGAAUUGAGGCGCCCGGGCAGCCGCGGGGGGCGGCUCUGAGCGACACCCCCAAACACACACUGCCCUUCCCAGGUGAGGCGGAGGCAGCUGCGCUUCGGGAGGGGGUGGAUGGGUCUGAUUCAUUGCAGGGGAGGGCAAGGCGGAGGAAGGAGGGAGCCCCCCCCCCCACGCAUCUCCGGUGGUUGGAACUCCCCUCCCGGCUGGUUGCCCUCCCCGCAAUAAUCUCAUGCAUUUUCAGCUAGUCUGCAUGGACAGAUGAUCCCCACACCGGAAAAAAAGUCCGGGGCAGCAGAAGCAAAGCCGGAGCUGGGGGGGGGGCUGGGGAGCAGAGCCAGACCCAGGGGCAGGGGCAGUUUAAAGCGCUCUGCACGUGCCCAGAAGCCGCUGUGUUUCGCCUUCUUCCGGAGGGAAGCCUCGGCUCGGAGUUACUGGUGGAAGCGGACGGGCGGGGCGCCAGGCCCCCGGGCAGGGCGUGUGUCCCCGGGACAGCUGGCCGGCAGCUGCUCCGCUGCGGGUGCCAAGGGAGCCACGUGGGGGAAGCCGGCCCUCGCCCCCGGGGCGCUCCGAGAGGGGUUGCGGGGGGAGAGGGCGGACGCACGGCGAGGAGGCGACAGCGCAGAGUCACACAACUGUGGCACUGGGCGGGACCCCCAAGGGUCUUCUCCGGCAGCACAGGAGUCACCGCUAAGGCAUCCCUGAACGCGGGCCAAUCGACCUCUGCUCAAAAACCACCCGAGAAGGCGAGUCCGCAACCUCCAGAGGGAUCUUACCAUCAGAUGUUGAGUCGGAAUCUCCUUUCUUGUCGUUUGAAUCCGUUAGUUUGGGUCCUCCCCUCCGGAGCAGGAGAAAAACAAGCUUGCUGCCUCUUCCAUGUGGCAGCCCUUGGGAUAUUUGAAGAUGGCUAUCUCGUAUCUCCUCUCAGUCUCCUCUUCUCCAGGCUAAACAUCCCCAGCUCCCUCAAGCCUUCCUCACUCUGCUCGGUUUCUAGAUCUCCUGGACAUUUUAUCAGUCUCCCCACAAGCAGACCUUCCUUUACCCCACUGGAGACCGGGGCAGGGGGCAGACAAUUGCUCCAGACAGGGCUGGUUUGGGGAGCCCUGGAAGGACUGAAGACAUUCAGAAGAACCUCAGAAGAGCCUUUCAGGAAACCUGCAAACAGGAUCUGGGCCAAACCAUCCUGGCUACUAGCCCUCCAUAGCCCUCUCUUGCAAAGCCAAGCAGGUCCUGGCUAUUGUUUCCUCCUGCAGGAGGGAGUUCCCCAGUUUAACUAAGAAGGGUUUUCUCUUGUCUUCCCUGAAUCUUCCCACAUGGGGCUUCGCUGGCUGCCCACCAGGGAGGAAACUGCUUCUCUGCCCGUUCUCUCCAUGCCAGGGCCCUCAAAGACACUCCUGGAACUGGCUCUCUCGGGUGCCACAAGGACUAAGGAGCAGCCUUGGGAGGGGAGGGUGGAGGAUGCGAUCCCCUCCCACUUUCCUUGCAGCAGCAGGGCCCAUUGGGCUGUCCCAGUCCCGACCCACAGAGGCCCCUUCCUCCCCUGGCGCCGCCUAAGCCUCCUCCGCAGGGCUGCUGCCAUCUGCCAGGCUGCUCCAGGCCUUCUAAUCCUCCUAGUCCUUAAUGAGGAGUGGCAGGCGGAAGGCAAAGGGCAAGCGCCAAAGAGGAGGCGGCAGCAGCAGCAAUGGGGUGGCUGAGGGGCCGGGAGGCUCUCCCAGGCGUCCUUCCCCAGGGACAUGGAGCCCCUGACCCAGUGGAGCCUCUCCUGCCCAGUGGAAUGCUAGCCUACCCAUCUACCUGGUUUGUCUGGGGCCGGGAGGUUUGCUCUUUUGAGGGAGGGGGCUUCCUUCAUGCCACAAGCACAGCCUGGCUGCUUCCUCAUCCUUCCAGGCACCGCAGCAGCAGCUGGGUUGGGCGCUGGGUUGGGCCGAGAUGUGUGCAGAGUGAGAGGGAAGGCCAGGUGUGGGGCGGGGAGGGCCAGUGUUGGCGCUGGCCAGGUGUCGCUCCGGCACACCCCAGAGAUGGCUGCCUCUUCUUCUGUGCUGGGCUCCAGGAUGCAACUGUGGGGAGUGUGACACGGGUGUGGCGUGAGGAAGGCCAGAAGGAGCUCUGGGGAGGAGCCCCAUGACCAUCCUCUGACUGCCCCCCACAGGCCAGGCACCUCCAGGAACUGAGCGCAGAAUCUGCCUCUUGCAGCCCUGGAUGGUCCUCAGGCGAGCUCUCCCAGUGGGUGAGGCUGAGCAGAGGUUGUUGCCCAUGCCUGGGAGGGAUGGAGCAAGCUUCUUUUCCACUGCUCUGAACCAAUGGAUUUGUAGCAUGAUAGAGUUGGAAGGGAUCCUGAGGGUCAUCUAGUCCAACCCUCUGCACUGCAGGAUUCAGAUGACAAGGAAGGAACGGACAAAUGGCAGAGGAACAAGCUCCCUCAGAAGGUGGUGGACUCUCCUUCCUUGGGGUUUUUUUUUUUUAAAGCAGAGACCACCUGCUUGAGCUGAGAUUCCUGCAUUGCAGAGGGCUGGACUGGAUGACCCCCAGGGGUCCCUUUCAGCUCUCCAGUUCUAUGAACUUGAGACAAAUGAGGGGCAUGAUUUGUGGGUCUGUUUUCUUCCAUUUACAAACCUCCUCCUCCCCUCCAGGGUUGUGGCUUCCUGGCCUGCCCCUCUCUCGCCCUGCCACCCAGAGGCCAGAGGACCAUGAGGGUCCUCUAUGGGCACUGCUGCCGCUUCCAGGUGCUGUGGGCCGCCCUGGCUGUCUCCAUGACCAUCGGCUUCACCAUCCAGCUCUUCGGGGUCUCCUUUCAGAAGAGGUAACUGUUCCACCUUCCUGGCCUUCAGCACCACCCAAUGCUCAGCAGUGCCCCCGGUGGCCACUCAAGGCAAUGCCAUAGAAUCCUAGAAUUGGAAAGUCAGGCAGGACACCCAGAGGUCAUCCAGCCCAACCCCCUGUGACACCGAGGCUGGCCAGUGAGGGCUUCUCUGAUCUCCUCUUCCUCCUCCAGGGCUUCCUUGUCCCAGCUGCCCCCGACCCCCUGGGCUCCCCCUCUGCCCAAAGCGGGGCAGGAGGAGGCAGAGGGGCGGCCAGGACCCCGCUGCCAGCCGAGACGCCACCUGGUCUUCCUGAAGAGCCACAAGACGGGCAGCAGCACCAUCAUCAACCUCCUGCACCGCUUUGGGGACGCCCGGGGUCUGCGCUUUGCCCUCCCCACCCGCUACCAGUUCAGCUACCCUAACCUCUUCCAGGCACGGCGGGUCAAAGGGUGGCAUCCCGGAGGGCGCCCCUUCGACAUCCUCUGCCACCACAUGCGCUUCAACUUGCCUGAGGUGAGACUAGGUGGGGCUCAAAGGGUGGGGCUGGGGGCAUGUGGGGGCAUGUGGAACACUCUGUCCCAAGAGACUAGGGCCCUGCGGGACUUGACAUCUUUCCACAGGGCCUGCAAGAUGGAGCUGUUCCACCAGGCCUUUGGCCAAGGCACAGUCUGAUCCUCUCUCUCCUUUGGUAAUCCUCAUAGAACUCUAGCCCAAUGGUUGCCAUUAAGGUAAUUUGAUUCUGAAUUGAUUUUGGAACGUAUUUUAAUUAAUUGACUGUGUGAUUUUAUGUACACUGUGCUAUUUUUACUUUUUGUUAGCUGCUGUGAGCCCAGCUUUGGCCAGGGAGGGCGGGAUACUAUUAUUAUUAUUAUUAUUAUUAUUAUUAUUAUUAUUAUUAUUAUCAUUUGGAGGCUGGUGUCUGAACCAGUGCCUCUGUAAUGCACCCUCUCAAACUCGUGGGAGUACUAUGACUUCCCUUGAUCAGGACACUAGUCUUCUGCUGGUACAGCAUUGGCUUAUUUCUUUUCUAGAUCUUUUCACAUACACAGUCAUACCUUGGAAGUACGAACAGAAUCCUUUCCAGAAGUCUGUUCUCCUUCCAAAACAUUCAGAAACCAAGCGCAGCUUCCGAUGGGCUGCAGGAAGCUCCUCCAUCAGACAUUCAGGUUCCAAAAAACGUUUGCAAACCAGAACACUCACUUCCGGGUUUGCAGCAUUCAUGAGCAAAAAUGUUCAACUUACAAGGCGUUCGGGAUCCAUGUGUUAGUUUCUGUUUGCCACUGAGCAGCUGCUUAGAGUCACAGGACUCUGCUUACAUUCCAGAGACCUUCCAGACUGUUGGAAGUCUCACGGGAGAAGGGAGACGGAUGUGACGUACUGGUUUCUCUGUUCCUUUGUUCCUUUCUUUCAGUUGCUCUUAUAGAGAGAGAGUUGCUCUCAUAGAGAGAGGAUGUACCGUAUUUUUCGCCCUAUAGGACGCACCGGCCCAUAGGACGCACCGGCCCAUAGGACGCACCUAGUUUUUUGGGGGGGAAAUCAAGGGGGGGAAAUUUAUUUUCCCCCCCCCAGGUUUACGCAGCCAUCCCCAAGCUAGAAGAGGGAGACGGAGCGCUCCGUCUCCCUCUUCUGCCUUUAGGGACAGCCUCUCUAGCCUCCGUGGGGCAGCGGCUUGCCCCGCUGUCCCCCGAGCUUAUGGGGCUGGCGAUGGGGAGAAGCAAGCUUGCUUCCCCCCCCUCCCGCCAGCCUCCAGAUCAGGUCGGGGAAUAGCGGGGUGGCGGCGCUCUGCCUCCCCGCUAUCCCCCAAGCUUGUGGGGCUGCCGGGGGGGAAGAAGCAAGCUUGCUUCUCCCCCCCCCGCCAGCCUCCAGAUCAGGUCGGGGAAUAGCGGGGUGGCGGCGCUCUGCCUCCCCGCUGUCCCCCGAGCUUGUGGGCUGCAGGCUGCUGCCCGCAAGCCUUGCGAGCCCGCAGGACCUCCAGCCGGGCUUGCAAGGCUUGCGUAUAGCUUCCUGAAGCCUGGAGAGCGAGAGGGGUCGGUGCGCACCAACCCCUCUCACUCUCCAGGCUUCAGCGAAAGCCUGCAUUCGCCCCAUAGGACGCACACACAUUUCCCCUUCAUUUUUGGAGGGGGAAAAGUGCGUCCUAUAGGGCGAAAAAUACGGUAUAUUUCUUUGCUGUCUGCAUAGUAAGAAAUAAAGCAUAGCGAUGUAGCCAUAAAUCUCAUCACUUCCGUGUGCUGCUUUGAUUCUCUGCUGAAUCGGAACGUGCCUGGAAGCCUCAUCAAAGGCUCAGGUCGUUAAUUAUUCGUCAGAGGGCGAUUCCGAAGGACUGUGCUGGAAGAUGAGCUUUAUCAGCUUGGCCGAGUGGAGCUUCCAACACCAAGGUACAACUGUAGUGGUACCUCAGUUUAAGAACAGUCCAGUUUAAGAAUAAUUUGGUUUACAAACUCUGCAAAACUGGAAACAGUGUAUUGGUUUGAGAACUUUACCUCUGUAUAAGAAUGGAAUCCGAAUGGUGGAAGGGCACCGGCAGCGGGAGGCCUCAUUAGAGAAAGCACACCUCGGUUUAAGAAUUGUUUUGGUUGAAGAAUGGACUUCCGGAACGGAUUAAGUUCGUAAACCGAGGGACCACUAUAUUGGUAAAUGCAGCUUGGUUUUCUACCCAAGUGCAAAACUGGACAUUUCAUAGACUCAUAGAACUGCAGACAUGUGUCUCUGAGCAAGUGCCGAGAGCCUGUCUGUUGCCAAAGGGCAAAUUGGGCCUCAGACACACAUGAGGCUGGGGGAUUUGGAGGACCAGACUCUGCCCCACAUGCUCCCUCCAACAUGUCUCCUUCUCCUUCCUCAGGUCCAGAAAGUCAUGCCCCCGGACAGCUUCUACUUCUCCAUUGUGAGGCACCCCGUCUCCCUGGCCGAGUCAGCCUUCUCCUACUACCGGAGCGUUGUCCCUGCCUUCCGCCGUGCCGGCACGUUGCCCCAGUUCCUGGCCUCGCCACAGCGCUUCUACCGCCCCAGCGAGAGGGGUAACCACUACGCCCGCAACCUGCUGUGGUUCGACUUUGGCCUGGACCCACCAGCAGCCCCUGGUCUGGCCCCAAUCCAGGCUGCCCUGGCCACGCUGGAGCGCACCUUCCACCUGGUCCUGCUGACGGAUCACAUGGACGAGUCGCUGGUGCUCCUGCGCGACGCUCUCUGCUGGGGAGAGGAGGACAUGCUGGCCUUCCGCCACAACUUCCGCAGCCCUGAGUCCGUCCGCCCACUGACGCCCGCAGAGGCUGCCCGACUCCAGGCCUGGAACAACCUGGACUGGCACCUCUACACUCACUUUAACCGCAGCUUCUGGGAGCGUGCAGAGCGCUUUGGCCGUGCGCGCCUGGCCCGGGAGGUGGAUGCCCUGCGGAAGCGGCGGGCGGAGCGGAUGCAGCAGUGCCUGCGGGGAGGGGGCCCUCUGGAGGCGGGGCAGAUUGCGGACGAGCGCAUCCGCCCCUUCCAGUUUGGGCAGGCCCCCAUCCUGGGCUAUGUCCUGAGGCCCAGCCUGGACCCCGAAUGGCAGGCGCUGUGCCAGCGCAUGGUGACCCCCGAGCUCCAGUACAAGGACCUUCUGGAUGCCAAACAGUUUCCUCCACCCCCCCAGGGCAACGGCUCUCAGACCGGCGGGGUGAGGUAGCAGUGGCAAGCGGAAGGGGGUGCAAAAAGACCAACUGGCCCCCAACAGGCUUGGCAUGGGCUGUGUGCUGAAGGCACAGAGGACCUGAGGUGCCACGAAAAAUCUCAUUCUUCCCACAUUUCUGGGAUUCCCAGAAGAAGCUCCCUCUGGAUGCUGGGAGAUUCACGUGGAAGGAAGGGCUUCUUUGUAGAACUGUAGAGUUGGAAGUGACCCUAAGGGUCAUCCAGUCCAACCCCUGCAAUGCAGGAAUCACCACUAAAGCAUCCGUGGCAGAUGACCAUCCGACCUCUAUGUAGAAACCGCCAAAGGAGAGGAGGGACUUUAUGCAGCCCAUCAAUGGCAUAAAAUAAAAUAAAACAAUUCCUUCCAGUAGCACCUUAGAGACCAACUAAGUUAGUUAUUGGUAUGAGCUUUCAUGUGCAUGCACACUUCUUCAGAUACGAAAGCUCAUACCAAUAGCUAACUUAGUUGGUCUCUAAGGUGCUACUGGAAGGAAUUGUUUUAUUAUUUUAUUUUAUUAAUUUUGUUUUGUUUCGACUACGGCAGACCAACGCGGCUACCUACCUGUAACUACAUCAAUGGCAUAGCAUGGGUUGCCAGCGCCCAGGGCAAGGCAAGUAUUUUGCACCUGGGGCAGUUGCCCCGGUAGCACCCCCACAUGCUAUGCCACUACAGCCCAUAGUUAAAUGUGGCCACUGCUGGGUCAUCAGCUUCAAGAGGCCUUCCUGUCAGUGAGGACGGAAUCAAAAGUGGACCCGACAAUGUCUUUUCAGGCACAACUCAAGAGCAGCCACUGGAUCCUGCCGUGUGACUCAGCUCAGCAUCCUCAGGCAGGCCUGACUUUGCACAAGGAAGUGGGGUCCUGCAUCGGGGGGGGGGGACCCCCACACCUCUUGACCUGGGACUCAGCCACAGUGGGCCUGAGUGACUCUGCAGGGGCAGCCUGCUGGCAUGGGAGCCUCAAAGUCCCGGGUUCAUUUUGUUGCAUUGGCCGCAGACUCGUGAUGGGGAAGGAGAUGGGGUCUCUCUCUCCCCCCCCCCACCCACAAUCUGCAAUGGAAGACUAAUGGUACUGCCCCACCCACCUUGUAGGGCCGUCGUGUGGAGCACUGAAGCAACUCAUGUGAAGGGCUUUAAACACUUGUGGGGUGUGUGGAGGGAAGCAGCUUAAAUUGGUGCUGGUUAGAGGGCAGAGCCAGGCAUGCUCUGGCCAUGGGGGGGGGCUCUUUGGCUGGG
Messenger RNA from Podarcis lilfordi (Lilford's wall lizard), 7832 nucleotides. NCBI's taxonomy places the organism in Eukaryota, Metazoa, Chordata, Lepidosauria, Squamata, Lacertidae. The record is from the annotation of a GenBank genome assembly.